Messenger RNA from Parnassius mnemosyne (clouded apollo), 1893 nucleotides. The record is from the annotation of a GenBank genome assembly. NCBI's taxonomy places the organism in Eukaryota, Metazoa, Arthropoda, Insecta, Lepidoptera, Papilionidae.
AUGGCGCUGCGGCAUGACGCGAUGGAACCUAACUUCUUGCCAGCGGACCCACCGCCGCUGUCCGAAAUCCAAUACCAACCACGCAGCGAUCUAGCAACGGAAUACUUCAACACGUUCAACCAGAUAUGCGAGAACUACCGGCCGGAGUCUGAGGCGAACCUCCGACAGACGUCGGACUCGUUGCGUCUCACCACACAGAUCCUGGACGGCGGUCACGGUGAAUUUAUUAGUACGGACUUUUUGAACGACAAAGCUAAGCAAUCACGGACCGAGUACGUUUCGGACUUUGGUGCUGAGAAGUUUUUAAGUGGGAAGGAUGAACACAUAUUCCAGUUCGGCCAGCCCGACGCGUCGGCUCUGCUGAGGCAGAGAGCGAGGCGGAGAUACAACGAGGAGCAUGGACUGCAGGCGCCUCCGGCCACAAGUCAGGAGAGUGGGUACGGCAGCGAUGAGUUCGGGCACGACUCGCCCAGCCGGUACGCGUCGCCGAAGGGCGCAGGCGCCGGGGCGGCGUACCAGGAGCCGUACUAUGCGGGCGGCGAGUGGGGCGCCGGCUACUACCAGCCCCCACCCCCGUACCAGCAAGACCCCUAUGCCACCUCGCCAGGCAUAGCGGGCACAGGCGGUGGCGAGGCGGGCGGUGCGGGGCCGGCGGGGGGCGCGGAGCUCCCCCUGCCGCCCAUGUCCUCGUUCCGAGCCGCCGCGCCGGUGCACUCGCCCACAGACACCAUGCUGCUGACCAAGCCGCCGUUACAACCGAUGUACGGCGGUGCGGCCACGAGCGGGGCGGGAGCGGGUGCGGGAGCUGGCGCGGAGGCGGGCAGCCUGUCGUCGUACGGCUCGUCGCCCUCCACGCCGGUGCACUCGCCGCCGCCGCUGCACGCCCGCCUCUACCCGCUCAAACACUCGCCCCACCACCCCCACCACAUGCAUCACCAUAAUGGACAGCAAGCCGCGGGGUGGGCGGGUGUGUCCUCGCCGCCUGGUGCAGGCGUGGGCUCCGUGAGCUCGGUGAGCGCCGUGGGCAGCGUGGCCAGUGUAGGGCCCGUGGGACCCGUGGGUGCCGUUGGGACAGUGGCCAACGUACUACCCAAUGGGCACCAGCAUCACGUUGCCGUCUUCCCGCACAAUGUAAUGGGCGCGCCGGCCGAGCAGCGUCAGCUCGACGAGGCGAUGGUGUUCCUGCGGGACCACUCCGACAUCGUUGGCGCGAGAAUGGAAGAGAGGCUGGAUGACGCCAUUAACGUGCUUCGUAACCAUGCCGAGGCGCCCGAGUUAUAUCCCCACGAUGUUCACCAUCAACCGCCCACAGCAGGUCGAUUAGGCCCAUUGGGACACGCGCCUCCUGAACCUCCCGUCAAGUUGGAACGUCACCUGCUUCCAAAUACAAAGAAACGCAAGGAGCCGCCUGAUGCCUUGGAAGCGAAGCCGUCGUCCUCGGCCGCGCCCGACCUGCCCGCCAAGCCGCCCGCCAACAAGCGCUCGCGCAGAUACUGUUCGUCGGCCGACGAGGAGGACGUGGACCCCGACACCAAGGCCGCGCGCGAGAGAGAGCGCCGACAGGCUAACAACGUGCGAGAGAGGAUAAGAAUAAGAGACAUAAAUGAAGCGUUAAAAGAAUUAGGUAGGAUGUGUAUGACGCAUCUGAAGAGUGACAAGCCACAAACGAAGCUCGGUAUUUUAAAUAUGGCUGUAGAAGUCAUCAUGACUCUAGAACAGCAAGUACGAGAACGUAACCUGAAUCCAAAAGCGGCGUGCUUAAAGCGACGCGAGGAAGAGAAAGCUGAAGAGGCGCCCAAAUUACUAGCGGCGCCGUUACAACAUUACCAACCUAUGCCGGGCUUGGGACAACUGGGCGGUCAGCCGCCAACGGGAGGACCGCCGCAGCAAUAG